AUGAAGAUCAUUGAAAGAAAUGUGAUGCGUCUGGCUGUUGUGCAACACCUUCGUGCUGCUUAUGGGAUAAAGACGAAGAAUUGGAACAAAAACAAAGCACACACCAGCUGCAAGUUGACAGUUAACCAUUCGGUAAGUCUGUUUUGUUUAGAUUGCAAGCUAGAUACACACGAGAAACGUGCAUAAUUUUAGACAGAAGUGUCAAACUUUGGUUGUAAAACUGCCUGGAUUAGUCAGCUGGCUAAAUUACUUGUUUGUGAACCAUCCUGCCUGACUAAUUUCCAUCGGUCGGUGCACUUUCACCUAGCCCUUGGCUUGAUCAUGACUCAGUUCCAUUACAUGACACAAGUCAUUGGACGAAGGCGUCUUCUGUAGUUUUUUUUUGUUAAGAUCACGGAAGCUCAGUCUGAACAUUAACAUGCAUCGCUUGCGGUACGGUUUUGGAAGAAUAAGGACCUUAUCUUUCAUAUCAGCGAGAAAUAAUAAAAAACAAACACGUUUAAAUUGAUACACACCUUGUUAGUGUUCCCACACAGCCAUAUAUCCAUGUUACAUUGCAUGUUAAUGGAAGACAAGAGGCAACCACCUGUGAUAAUUAACGUUAGCUACAGUUGAAGUCGAAAGUUUACAUACGCUUAGGUUGGAGUCUUUAAAACUCGUUUUUCAACCACUCCACAAAUGUCUUGUUAACAAACUAUAGUAUUUCACUUUCAAUUCACUGUAUCACAAUUCCAGUGGGUCAGAAGUUUACAUACACUAAGUUGACUGUGCCUUUUAAACCGCUUGGAAAAUUCCAGAACAUGAUGUCAUGGCUUUCGAAGCUUCUGAUAGGCUAAUUGACAUAAUUUGAGUCAAUUGGAGGUGUACCUGUGGAUGUAUUUCAAGGCCUACCUUCAAACUCAGUGCCUCUUUGCUUGACAUCUUGGGAAAAUCAAAAGAAAUCAGCCAAGACCUCAGAAAAAAUAUUGUAGACCUCCACAAGUCUGGUUCAUCCUUGGGAGCAAUUUCCAAACGCCUGAAGGUACCACGUUCAUCUGUACAAACAAUAGUACGCAAGUAUAAACACCAUGGCACCACGCAGCCGUCAUACCGCUCAGGAAGGAGACGCGUUCUGUAUCCUAGAGAUUAACGUAGUUUGGUGCGAAAAGUGCAAAUCUAUCCCAGAACAACAGCAAAGGAUCUUGUGAAGAUGCUGGAGGAAACCGGUACAAAGUAUCUAUAUCCACAGUAAAACGAGUCCUAUAUCGACAUAACCUGAAAGGCCGCUCAGCAAGGAAGAAGCCACUGCUCCAAAACCGCCAUAAAAAAGCCAGACUACGGUUUGCAUCUGCACAUGGGGACAAAUAUUGUACUUUUUGAAUAGAAUAGAACUGUUUGGCCAUAGGAAAAAGGGGGGAGCUUGCAAGCCGAAGAACACCAUCCCAACCGUGAAGCACGGGGGUGGCAGCAUCAUGCUGUGGGGGUGCUUUGCUGCAGGAGGGACUGGUGCACUUCACAAAAUAGAUGGCAUCAUGAGGAAGGAAAAUUAUGUGGAUAUAUUGAAGCAACAUCUCAAGACAUCAGUCAGGAAGUUAAAGCUUGGUCGCAAAUGGGUCUUCCAAAUGGACAAUGACCCCAAGCAUACUUCCAAAGUUGUGGCAAAAUGGCUUAAAGACAACAAAGUCAAGGUAUUGGAGUGGCCAUCACAAAGCCCUGACCUCAAUCCUAUAGAAAAUGUGUGGGCAGAACUGAAAAGGCGUGUUCGAGCAAGGAGGCCUACAAACCUGACUCAGUUACACCAGCUCUGUCAGGAGGAAUGGGCCAAAAUUCACCCAACUUAUUGUGGGAAGCUUGUGGAAGGCUACCCGAAACAUUUAAAGUUAAACAAUUUAAAGGCAAUGCUACCAAAUACUAAUUGAGUGUAUGUAAACUUCUGACCCACUGGGAAUGCGAUGGAAGAAAUAAAAUCUGAAAUAAAUCAUUCUCUCUACUAUUAUUCUGACAUUUCACAUUCUUAAACUAAAGUGGUGAUGCUAACUGACCUAAGACAGGGAAUUUUUACUAGGAUUAAAUGUCAGGAAUUGUGAAAAACUGAGUUUAAAUGUAUUUGGCUAAGGUGUAUGUAAACUUCAGACUUCAACUGUAUCUAGCAUCCUCUGAACACCUGUGUGUAAGCGUACAGUAACUCGGGAAGUGAAGCAGAAGUGUAGUUUUGUUGGAUGGAGGCACCCAUAGAGGUAUGUACAGUAUCUCACAAAAGUGAGUACACCCCUCACAUUUUUGUAAAUAUUUGAGUAUAUCUUUUCAUGUGACAACACUGAAGAAAUGACACUUUGCUACAAUGUAAAGUAGUGAGUGUACAGCUUGUAUAACAGUGUACAUUUGCUGUCCCCUCAAAAUAACUUAACACACAGCCAUUCAUGUCUAAACCACUGGCAACAAAAGUGAGUACACCCCUAAGUAAAAAUGUCCAAAUUGGGCCCAAUUAGCCAUUCCCCCCCCCCCCCCCCCCCCCCCCCCCCCCGGUGUCAUGUGACUUGUUAGUGUUACAAGGUCUCAGGUGUGAAUGGGGAGCAGGUGUGUUAAAUUUGGUGGCAUCGCUCUCACACUCCCUCAUACUGGUCACUGGAAGUUCAACAUGGCACCUCAUGGAAAAGAACUCUCUGAGGAUCUGAAAAAAAGAAUUGUUGUUCUACAUAAAGAUGGCCUGGGCUAUAAGAAGAUUGCCAAGACCCUGAAACUGAGCUGCAGCACGUUGGCCAAGACCAUACAGCGGUUUAACAGCACAGGUUCCACUCAGAACAGGCCUCACCAUGGUCGACCGAAGAAGUUGAGUGCACGUGCUCAGCGUCAUAUCCAGAGGUUGUCUUUGGGAAAUAGACGUAUGAGUGCUGCCAGCAUUGCUGCAGAGGUUGGAGGGGUGGGGGGUCAGCCUGUCAGUGCUCAGACCAUACGCCGCACACUGCAUCAAAUUGGUCAGCAUGGCUGUCAUCCCAGAAGGAAGCCUUUUCUAAAGAUGAUGCACAAGAAAGCCCGCAAACAGUUUGCUGAAGACAAGCAGACUAAGGACAUGGAUAACUGGAACCAUGUCCUGUGGUCUGAUGAGACCAAGAAACGUAUUUGGUUCAGAUGGUGUCAAGCGUGUGUGGCGGCAACCAGGUGAGGAGUACAAAGACAAGUGUGUCUUGCCUACAGUCAAGCAUGGUGGUGGGAGUGUCAUGGUCUGGGGCUGCAUGAGUGCUGCCGGCACUGGGGAGCUACAGUUCAUUGAGGGAACCAUGAAUGCCAACAUGUACUGUGACAUACUGAAGCAGAGCAUGAUCCCCUUCCUUCGGAGACUGGGCCGCAGGGCAGUAUUCCAACAUGAUAACGACCCCAAACACACCUCCAAGACGACCACUGCCUUGCUAAAUAAGCUGAGGGUAAAGGUGAUGGACUGGCCAAGCAUGUCUCCAGACCUAAACCCUAUUGAGCAUCUGUGGGGCAUCCUCAAACGGAAGGUGGAGGAGUGCAAGGUCUCUAACAUCCACCAGCUCCGUGAUGUCGUCAUGGAGGAGUGGAAGAGGACUCCAGUGGCAACCUGUGAAGCUCUGGUGAACCCCAUGCCCAAGAGGGUUAAGGCAAUGCUGGAAAAUGAUGGUGGCCACACAAAAUAUUGACACUUUGGGCCCAAUUUGGACAUUUUCACUUAGGGGUGUACUCACUUUUGUUGCCAGCGGUUUAGACAUUAAUGGCUGUGUGUUAUGUUAUUUUGAGGGGACAGCAAAUUUACACUGUUAUACAAGCUGUACACUCACUACUUUACAUUGUAGCAAAGUGUCAUUUCAAAUCAAAUCAAAUUUUAUUGGCCACAUGCGCCGAAUACAACAGGUGCAGACAUUACAGUGAAAUGCUUACUUACAGCCCUUAACCAACAGUGCAUUUAUUUUUAAUAAAAAAGUAGAAUAAAACAGCAAAAAAGUGUUGAGAAAAAAAGAGCAGAAGUAAAAUAUAAUAACAGUAGGGAGGCUAUAUAUACAGGGGGGUACCGGUGCGGGGGCACCGGCUAGUUGAAGUAAUAUGUACAUGUGGGUAGAGCUAACGUGACUAUGCAUAAAUAAUUAAGAGUAGCAGCAGCGUAAAAAGAUGGGGUGGGGGGGCAGUGCAAAUAGUCCGGGUAGCCAUGAUUAGCUGUUCAGGAGUCUUAUGGCUUGGGGGUAGAAGCUGUUGAGAAGUCUUUUGGACCUAGACUUGGCACUCCGGUACCGCUUGCCGUGCGGUAGCAGAGAGAACAGUCUAUGACUAGGGGGGCUGUAGUUACUGACAAUUUUGAGGGCCUUCCUCUGACACUGCCUGGUAUAGAGGUCCUGGAUGGCAGGAAGCUUGGCCCCAGUGAUGUACUGGGCCGUACACACUACCCUCUGUAGUGCCUUGCGGUCGGAGGCCAAGGAGUUGCCAUACCAGGCGGUGAUGCAUCCAGUAAGGAUGCUCUCGAUGGUGCAGCUGUAUAAUUUUUUUGAGGAUCUGAGGACCCAUGCCAAAUCUUUUCAGUCUCCUGAGGGGGAAUAGGCUUUGUCGUGCCCUCUUCACGACUGUCUUGGUGUGUUUGGACCAUGAUAGUUCGUUGGUGAUGUGGACACCAAGGAACUUGAAGCUCUCAACCUGUUCCACUACAGCCCCGUCGAUGAGAAUGGGGGCGUGCUCAGUCCUCUUUUUUUUUUCCUGUAGUCCACAAUCAUCUCCAUUGUCUUGGUCACGUUGAGGGAGAGGUUGUUAUCCUGGCACCACAUGGCCAGGUCUCUGACCUCCUCCCUAUAGGCUGUCUCAUCGUUGUCGGUGAUCAGGCCUACCACUGUUGUGUCGUCGGAAAACGUAAUGAUGGUGUUGGAGUCGUGCCUGGCCAUGCAGUCAUGGGUGAACAGGGAGUACAGGAGGGGACUGAGCACGCACCCCUGAGGGGCCCCCGUGUUGAGGAUCAGUGUGGCAGAUGUGUUGUUACCUACCCUUACCACCUGGGGGCGGCCCGUCAGGAAGUCCAGGAUCCAGUUGCAGAGGGAGGUGUUUGGUCCCAGGAUCCUUAGCUUAGUGAUGAGCUUUGAGGGCACUAUGGUGUUGAAUGCUGAGCUGUAGUCAAUGAAUAGCAUUCUCACGUAGGUGUUCCUCUUGUCCAGGUGGGAAAUGGCAGUGUGGAGUGCAAUAGAGAUUGCAUCAUCUGUGGAUCUGUUGGGGCGGUAUGCAAAUUGGAGUGGGUCUAGGGUUUCUGGGAUAAUGGUGUUGAUGUGAGCCAUGACCAGCCUUUCAAAGCACUUCAUGGCUACAGACGUCAGUGCUACGGGUCGGUAGUCAUUUAGGCAGGUUAUCUUAGAGUCCUUGGGCACGGGGACUAUGGUGGUCUGUUUGAAACAUGUUGGUAUUACAGACUCAGUCAGGGACAUGUUGAAAAUGUCAGUGAAGACACUUGCCAGUUGGUCAGCACAUGCUCGGAGUACACGUCCUGGUAAUCCGUCUGGCCCUGCAGCCUUGUGAAUGUUGACCUGCUUAAAAGUCUUACUCACAUCGGCUACGGAGAGCGUGAUCACAUAGUCAUCCGUAACAGCUGGUGCUCUCAUGCAUGCUUCAGUGUUGCUUGCCUCAAAGCGAGCAAAGAAGUGGUUGAGCUCGUCUGGAAGUCUUGUGACACUGGGCAGCUCGCGGCUGUGCUUCCCUUUGUAGUCUGUAAUAGUUUAAGCCCUGCCACAUCCGACGAGCGUCAGAGCCGGUCUUCAGUGUUGUCACAUGGAAAGAUAUACUCAAAUAUCUACAAAAAUGUGAGGGGUGUUCUUACUUUUGUCAGAUACUGUAUCUGUGCAAAACUGCUACAGUAUCUUAUUUAUUUAAAAAUUAUUCCACGCUGAUGAAAGAUAAGGGCCAUAUGUUUCGAAAGCCAUAUUGCUAUCGAUGAUUAUUGACUCUAAAAGUUCAAACACAGCUUCCGGAUUGUAGUUCAUGUGAGGCAGUAGUGGGCGAAGCUAAUGGCUGAGAACUGUACGGAGAAGGCAGAAUGCUGCCUAGAAUAUUCAAGAGCUAACUUUUACCCAGCCCCAUUUGUUAAGCCUGUCAUUGUAAUUGACUUUCAUUGUUGGAUUAAUGUUAGUCUGUCUGCUAGCCCAAGAUGUACUCUUAAGGAGCGUAAUGUUACUAUUAAUCCUUAAGGUCCAAGGACCUUAUGUUAUUUUCAGAGGUAGACUGACUCUGGCAGCCAAAUACUCAAUAUAAACGUGAAUCGAUUCUCAAUUGCGAUCGGGUUCUAGAAACAUAAAGCCCUUUACUUUCAUAUCAUGGCCGCGUUGGAACACUAACCCUAUACAUGUAUCAAUUUAAUGGUUUGGGAAAUGAUUUCUCGCUGAUAUGGAAGAUCCUUAUGCUCCCAAAACCGUACCGCAAUGCAAUGCGUGUUAAUGUUCAUACCGAGCAUCGAGGCUCUUAACAAAAGGACCCCGUACAGAAGAUGCCUUCGUCCAAUGACUCUUAUGUGUAAUGUAAUGGAACUGCAUGUCAUGAUCAAGGUCUAGUCUGUCAACCAGAAGUGAGUUGGAGGUUCACUCCCCAACAAGUAAUGUUUUUAAGGGGUGGGCUAGCCAUACUAGCUAGCUAUCUAUGAUGAAUGUAUGUUGCUAGCUAAGUGAAUUGUUCCUUGUUGUAAAUGAUUCAAAUACAUGACAAUGGAAGACACAUUUGGGGCUGUCUGCCCCGUGUUAUGACAAAUUCCUAAAAAGGCAUUCAUAUUAGCACAGACUGUUUUAUUGAGCUUGGUGAUGAGAUAGUGGUACAAGGAAUGCUCGCUUUGGCAGGUAGACCCAUUUUGAUUUAAGGCAAUUGGUUUUGUCCAUUUAACUCUUACAUUCUCUCAAAUGUACUGGCAGGAAAUCUACUAAAUAAAAGGCACAGGACUGUAGUAGGCUAUAGGCUGUUGUUUUUCAAAAGCACAUUGAAGCACUUGUUUUCUAGUCUCUCCCUCUAAAAUACUUAGAGAAAUGUUUGGCACUUGGCAGGCACAACAUACAGCUAGCUUAUAUUUGAUCAGGUGAUGAGUUUUAAACUACUGCCUUGGGCAGUGGAAUGCGUAACGUUCUAAACCAGUUGUCAUAGCCUGCUGCUGGAAAAGGACGAUUAACAUGUAAAGACUUGAGUGCCUUUUCACAUAUAUUUCUGUGGUGUGGUUUGAUUGAUGGGAUAUCAAAUCAAAGGUUAUUAGUGAGCUAGGCCGAUAUAGGAGGAUUAAACCAGCGGCCGUGCAAAGCCUUCUUUAUUGAAAUCAAACAUGAAGUGGAAAUAAGGACUUUUGUUUUUCCAGGUGAAAGUGUUUGGUGUACCGCUGGAGAGCCUUCCGCAGUACAAUGUGGAGAAUGGGAGUGUACCAUGGUAAGAUAAACACCUGUCUUAGAUGGUCUAGCUAUCUAACUCAAUAUUUUGUUGUCCUCUAUUUGCGCGUAUUCUGCCUAUUAUUUGUCCUUUUCAAGGUCUAAUGUUUCUCCCAUCCCCUUGCUCUCCCAGCUUUCUCAUGGAUGCGUGCACAAGUCUGCUAGAGCAUGUGGAUACAGAGGGCUUGUUCAGAAAGUCUGGUUCCAUUGUCCGCCUGAAAGCACUCCGGGUGAGUGAUGGCUGGAGGUUGACCCUGCUGGAGUUUUUUUAUUUUAUUUUUUAUUUCACAGUUGACCUUUGACCUGGCUGCUGGAAUAGUUUAACACAAGGCAUCAUUGUUUGUUUUGUCUCUGUAGGCGAAGUUGGAUAAGGAGUGCCUGUCCGCUGCCCUGCCGUGUGAUGUUGCUGGCCUGGUCAAGCAGUUCUUCAGGGAGCUACCAGAUCCUGUCCUGCCCACAGAGCUGCAUGAUGCCUUCCUCAAGGCCCAGCAGCUGCCCACAGAGGAAGAGAGGACCUCUGCCACCCUGCUGCUGUCCUGUGUACUGCCUGACAGAAACAUGAGCAUCCUACAUUAUUUCUUUGGCUUCCUCCACAAAGUCUCUCAGAGGUACGAUUUCACAAGUUUAUGUCUCGUAAUUAAAUAGUAUAUCUGUACCAGUUCGGACUUGGUCAAUCAUUCUUUCUCACCCUGGUUUUGCUUUGUCUCAGGAGUGCUGUGAAUAAGAUGGACAGCAGUAACCUGUCUGUGAUACUGGCUCCCAACCUUCUGCACGCUGGAGACGGGGCAGACAAGAUGAACGCCAGCACAGAGAAACGCCUCAAGCAACAGGCAGCCGUGGUCCACUGCCUUAUAGAACACGCUCUGGAUUUCGGUAACAGUUCAAGCUUUGUUAUUGUAGUUUCAUCAAUCAACUGGGGAUUAAAAGUUAAUGUCCAUAGCUCACAGUUUCGAAAUGUGUCUCUGUGUGUUAGGUGUGGUACCUCAGUACAUCAUGGAGAAGAUUCCAGCCAUGCUGGGCUGCGAGGCUGGUGUUCUCUCCCCUACUCUAGAUGGACUAGACGAGUUAGACACAAACUCUGGGGCCAAGAGGAGACACAGGCGCAGUUUAGGAGGUAAGAUACCAUGGAAAAACUGGGCAGGAUAUUGCCUGGUGUAGAAUUAAUUUAUUCUGUAUAGCAUUUGGUCAUUGAAAAUAUCCGAUGUUGUAGGCUUAUCGCUUUCUCAGUAAAGCUCCACUGAAUUUCAAAAUCUGGAAUAUUUUUUGUCUCGCAUUUCAGAUAUGGUCAAUGGAGCUCGGAAUAAGUUAAAAACAAAUAGAACACCCACAAAUACUCCCCAGUCAGACGGAUAUGGUAGGUAUCUAUUCAGGUUAGGUCACGCCUCCUGCUGUCAAAUGAGAGCGUCAAUGCCUCAUAGCUCUGACACAUAUUCAUCUCAUCCAACUUAUAACAAGGAAUCAGCUACUUGACUUUCACAGAAAUGCGCUUAAACUCUUAAUAAACUCUUAAUUUAAAUUUGAUCUCAGAUUGUUUUCAUUUGCUCAUACAGUGGGGGGGGGAAAGUAUUUAGUCAGCCACCAAUUGUGCAAGUUCUCCCACUUAAAAAUAUGAGAGAGGCCUGUAAUUUUCAUCAUAGGUACACGUCAACUAUGACAGACAAAAUGAGAAAACAUUUUCCAGAAAAUCACAUUGUAGGAUUUUUAAUUAAUUAAUUUGCUAAUUAUGUUGGAAAAUAAGUAUUUGGUCAAUAACAAAAGUUUCUCAAUACUUUGUUAUAUACCCUUUGUCGGCAAUGACACAGGUCAAACGUUUUCUGUAAGUCUUCACAAGGUUUUCACACACUGUUGCUGGUAUUUUGGCCCAUUCCUCCAUGCAGAUCUCCUCUAGAGCAGUGAUGUUUUGGGGCUGUCGCUGGGCAACACGGACUUUCAACUCCCUCCAAAGAUUUUCUAUGGGGUUAGAUCUGGAGACUGGCUAGGCCUCUCCAGGACCUUGAAAUGCUUCUUACGAAGCCACUCCUUCGUUGCCCGGGCGGUGUGUUUGGGAUUAUUGUCAUGCUGAAAGACCCAGCCACGUUUCAUCUUCAAUGCCCUUGCUGGUGGAAGGAGGUUUUCACUCAAAAUCUCACGAUACAUGGCCCCAUUCAUUCUUUCCUUUACACCGGAUCAGUCGUCCUGGUCCCUUUGCAGAAAAACAGCCCCAAAGCAUGAUGUUUCCACCCCCAUGCUUCACAGUAGGUAUGGUGUUCUUUGGAUGCAACUCAGCAUUCUUUGUCCUCCAAACACGACGAGUUGAGUUUUUACCAAAAAGUUAUAUUUUGGUUUCAUCUGACCAUAUGACAUUCUCCCAAUCCUCUUCUGGAUCAUCCAAAUGCACUCUAGCAAACUUCAGACAGGCCUGGACAUGUACUGGCUUAAGCAGGGGAACACGUCUGGCACUGCAGGAUUUGAGUCCCUGGCGGCGUAGUGUGUUACUGAUGGUAGGCUUUGUUACUUUGGUCCCAGCUCUCUGCAGGUCAUUCACUAGGUCCCCCUGUGUGGUUCUGGGAUUUUUGCUCACCGUUCUUGUGAUCAUUUUGACCCCACGGGGUGAGAUCUUGCGUGGAGCCCCAGAUCGAGGGAGAUUAUCAGUGGUCUUGUAUGUCUUCCAUUUCCUAAUAAUUGCUCCCACAGUUGAUUUCUUCAAACCAAGCUGCUUACCUAUUGCAGAUUCAGUCUUCCCAGCCUGGUGCAGGUCUACAAUUUUGUUUCUGGUGUCCUUUGACAGCUCUUUGGUCUUGGCCAUAGUGGAGUUUGGAGUGUGACUGUUUGAGGUUGUGGACAGGUGUAUUUUAUACUGAUAACAAGUUCAAACAGGUGCCAUUAAUACAGGUAACGAGUGGAGGACAGAGGAGCCUCUUAAAGAAGAAGUUACAGGUCUGUGAGAGCCAGAAAUCGUGGUUGUUUGUAGGUGACCAAAUGCUUAUUUUCCACCAUAAUUUGCAAAUAAAUCCAUUAAAAAUCCUACAAUGUGAUUUUCUGGAGAAAAAAAUUCUCAAUUUGUCUGUCAUAGUUGACGUGUACCUAUGAUGAAAAUUACAGGCCUCUCUCAUCUUUUUAAGUGGGAGAACUUGCCCAAUUGGUGGCUGACUAAAUACUUUUUUCCCCCACUGUAUGUAGUGAAUGACUAGCGACGCUGUCUUGUUAGCAUUUUAUUUCUAUUAUUACGUUAAAUGAUUUGAUGCCUGCCCAAAUUGUCUUGCCUACUCUUUGCCUGGGUGCUUGUCAUUGGCUUUAAUAUUCUCCAUCAAUGCAAAUCCAGAAUCCUCACAAAUUAUUUCAGCUGACUCAGUUCUGAAUAGGUUUUAGUGGGAGACUUGGGGAACCUAAACCUAAAUUCACUCAUGAUUUUUCCCAGUUUUUUCUUCUUCAACUCCUGUGAUAAUUACUCCCAACUCCAAGAGAAAACUUCCUUUGGAAUCUGGUCAAAGUUAUGGCUCCAGCAAGAAACGGAGAUCCAUCAAAAAGAACCUUGGUUUAGAGUUACUACCGAAUGCUCUGUUCGGUGGAAGUUUUACUCCUGGACCAGGUAACAAGGCCCUAUAUAAUCAAAACGGGUGACAACAUUUUUUUAUACAGACAAAAAAAGAGUUGUGUGCUGAGUGUGUUCCUCUUUGUUCCUGUUGUUCAGGUUACCUGGACCCCAGUGCCUCAGAUUCCCUGAACUCCCAGAAUGCGUUGUCCUCAGUUGGGAGGUCCAGCAGGCAGUCUGCCAGCUCUGCAAGGAGAAAGAGCAAACGACUAAGUCACCGGCAUGUUGUCAACAGGUACAUACACUACCGGUCAAAAGUUUUAGAACACCUACUCAUUCAAGGGUUUUUCUUUAUUUUUUAUUAUUUUCUACAUUGUUGAAUACAUCACUUUUCUCUCUGUUGCAUCGGAGGAGAGGCCUUCUUGAAUAUUUGUAUGUAAUUAUGUAUAAUAUGUCUAACUUGACAAUGGUUGAAACGGUAUGCUCACAUGUUCUUGUCUGUUUUUCAGAGUGGAGUCGGGGAAGGCUGGUUGCUUCUCUCCCAAGGUCACCAAGAAAGAAAACGUUUGCAAGUCCCUGCGCCUUCGCUUCAGCCUGGGCAAGAGCAGCAGAGACCCUGUAAGUUCAGAUACCCAUGUAUGACAUGCUGAUUAUCUGCUCCUCAAAUUGGAGGGAAAGACUGCUCUCAAUCCCAGCCUUGAUGACCCCCCUUAGCCUAUUGACUUGAAUUGUAUUAAUCAAAGAUUAAUAAUUUACAGUUAUGCAUUAGGGUGCAAUUGUAAGGUACAAUUUAGCACAGAAGCACUUUCUUAUUUCUAAUAUUUUUAUGUUGUAUUUUUGGCUUUAAUCUUUGGAUUAACUACUUACAUUUUGUCUGUCGAUUUUAUGGCAAUUUGGGCAUGUUCAUGUUUACUUUCAAUAAUGCUUGCUGGGUUAAUAAAUUGAACGAAGCUCAUUUAAGAGAUUAUGAAUUUUUAAUUUUUCCUUUAAAUCAAACAUUCUUGUUUUCAAGAUGAGAAUUCCGUUAUUUCUGCAUGACUGUUCUGUAACAUUUGAAGGAAUGUUUAUACUAAUAAACUAGUGAACCAAGAUCUUUAUAUCCUCAAUUCUAGGAUAUUAAAUAUUAUUUUAGAUUUGUGAAAUCUAACAUUUAAGACUUAAAACAUUUUAAUAUAUUAACCAAAUAUUAUGUUAACAUAAACUAAACUGUAACCUGGUUUGGGUACGACAGUAAUUUUAUAAUGCGUCAUACUGAUGUAUAUUUGCAAUUUAAUAAAACAACAUUGACCAACACAUUUCUUCUGAGUAACUUUUUGCCAUACUCCAAAGACCCUUAAAUUACAAUCCAUCAGAUUGUCAUAUAACUAAACAAGGUUCUAGUGCACGGCUACAUUUAUAUGCUUUACUAAAAAGUAGACGCUUCCAUCCCAACAAUGUCAUUUCUCAUUCCAUGCUGGUGAUUCAGAAAGAGGGUUCAGAGUCCAUUGGUUGGCGACUUGCCACUCAAGAGAGCACCACCGGUUUUCGUUUCACCAAAGAAGCCGAAUUUAGCCUGGCUGUAUUGCGAAACAAGAGCUCGUCGAAUGGUGAGUACCUUUUUUAAAACCUAACUUUUCUAAAUGUACUUUCAUAAUUAAUGUGCUAAGAGCUAAACUAAUGCAUGAAAUGGAUCAGUGUUUGUUAUGUGUUGUCCCUUGGUGGAAGCGAUGUCUGCUACUGCCCCCCCAUUGUGCUCCACAGGCUCCGAGUUCUACAGUAAGUCAGAGGACAACUUGCUGACCCCCCAGUGUGAUGACGGCAGUGCCCUCCGGACAUCCUGUAGCGAGGAGACCCCUGAUGAGGGUCUUGUCUUGAGCGGGGGCUCCUUCACCGACACCCCCAUGAACAUGUGUCUGAAGAACAACUACUACUCUGAGCCUGCCAUCGUGGUGGCUAAACCCCCCAUGGUGGCCAGCUUCCCCAAGAAGCUGUGCUGUGCCUCCAGAGCUGAGAGCCUGGAGAGUGAGGGUUUGUUCAGCGAGUCCCAGACCUUGACCAGGCCCACCUUGCUCAAGAUCAAAGGAGCCUUCACUGAGUCAGGCAGCGAUCUGGAGGCAGUCUCGAGAGACCACAGCGCCCCCUCAGGAGAGGUCAAGCCAUCACAGCCUGAGAACACUCAAACAGAUUCAACUCCUUCUGAAUCUUCAACACUCAAGGGUGCGUCACCAAACAAAGAGAGUUUUAGCAUGCCAACACCUCAGAGGCGUCUGGCUGAUGAUCAGAACAUCACAUUUGGUCAGAUCGCGUUUGUUCCUCUUUCUCCCUUGUCUAUAGACAGCGCCCUGUUUGAAGUGGGAGGGUGUGGCAGUCUGUCAGAGAAGGCCUGUGACCGGUCGCUGUGUGCUGGUGACAGCGGUGACAGAUCUGUGGAGGCAGAGACUGUGGCUGAGCAGGUGUACUGUAGUAGGCUGAUCGAUUCCCUGGACAUCCAGAGCCCUACUCACUUCACACGCAGCAUCGCUGCUGGGGUCCAGUCCACUCCAUACAGAGCUUCCGGGCUGGAGUACUUUCAGGAGCUCAACACCCCUCUUCCCCCCAUGGGUACAGUAUCUGUAAUGGUACAUGAUGAUGAGUCUGUGGCAUCCCCAGAGCCCAGUACCCACCCCCAGAGGCAGGAGAAUCAGCAGGUGGAGCAGCCCUCCCCAGGCACCCUGGAGGCCCGCAGGGUAAGGGUGGCAGACCAUAUCCAGCGCUUCAACAAGCUCAUCCUAUAUUCACCCAAAUCACAGGCCAAAGCAGUCAGGUCCCCCCUCAAGUUCCAGCGUACCCCUGUGCGCCAGUCUGUCCGCAGGAUCAACUCUCUGCUGGUGGACAGGAGGCCUGCACUGGCUGGGAACGCCUCCAGACGGGGCCAGGACACCCCCACCCCUGUAGGGAAGGCUGUCAGCCUGGAGAGUGGCCUGUCUGCUGGGGCUCAGCCCCAGCCUCACCAGUGCCAGGCAGACAACCAUGGAGGCCCCACAAAUGACAAGGGCCGCUCCACAAAAACCUGCCCUCCUCCGGUCCCACCCAAGAAGCCAGCCAGCGUAAUCCGCAAACCCAGGAGUUGCGCUCUGGGUGACGUGACCAACAAGGUACAACCUAAGGCCAAAGGUGACACACCCGUUAAGAACAGUCUAGGAGUUGAAGGUCAGAAGUCUGUGGUGCAGCAGGUGGCUGAGAAGGAUGUGUGUUGCUACAGAGGCUCCCCCAGGAACCCCCUCAACGAUGGUAGACUGCUGUCAGCCACCAAGCCCAUAGACCUCUAGUCAAGUAGAACGUCCCGUUUACCAUGCAGGUCUCCCUAUCUGGACAUAGGCUGUCACUGUAUUACUUCAAAACAUUCCCUUCUAUGUUUUCAGGGGUUUAAAUUAUUUUAAUUUCUAGAUGCUGUUCUCCGUGAGUUGUUUGGGGCGACUGAUCUGAUGUAUGUCAACUUUUUUUUACUCUAUUGUUGGUAAAAGUUUUGCAAAUGCAUAUCAGUGUAAAGGAAUGAGUGUGUUUGUAGUCUGUUAGACUAGUGUGAAAGCCAAAUGCUGAACGGUUGGUUGUAUGGCAGGAAGUUUCGAGAUUUUAUACUUGCUUUUAUUUAUCUUUUCAUUGAGUUCGUCAUUUGGUAAAGAUCUACGAAGGAAACUAUUUCCCCCCCCAAAAAAAACAUUUAAAUGUAUUUUCUUU
This is a messenger RNA of Coregonus sp. 'balchen', 14565 nucleotides long. NCBI's taxonomy places the organism in Eukaryota, Metazoa, Chordata, Actinopteri, Salmoniformes, Salmonidae. The record is from the annotation of a GenBank genome assembly.